This is a messenger RNA of Magallana angulata, 1986 nucleotides long. Its product is annotated as 3-hydroxyisobutyrate dehydrogenase, mitochondrial-like. Gene Ontology annotation, biological process: L-valine catabolic process. The transcript is spliced from 9 exons. The coding region runs from base 15 to 1070 and encodes 351 amino acids. Gene Ontology annotation, cellular component: mitochondrion. NCBI's taxonomy places the organism in Eukaryota, Metazoa, Mollusca, Bivalvia, Ostreida, Ostreidae. Gene Ontology annotation, molecular function: 3-hydroxyisobutyrate dehydrogenase activity; NADP binding; NAD binding. The record is from RefSeq and is a predicted model, not a curated record.
UCGAGGUUUUGAAAAUGGCAGGGGUCAGCAGAACUGUUUUAACAACAACACAAAUGUUUUCAAGGUUUGUGACAAAUACAAGCAAGAACAUUUCUUGCAAAAGAUGUUUUUCAGUAACAAGGCCAGUGCAGGGAGACAAACCUCUUAUUGGUUUUAUUGGCCUUGGAAACAUGGGGAACCACAUGGCCAGGAACCUGGUCAGUAAGGGAUACCCUGUCCUGGUUUAUGACGUCAACACAGCUGCUGUAGAUGGGCUGAAACAAGCUGGUGCCAAGACUGCCAGCAAUCCAGCAGAAAUAGCAGCCAACACUGACAGAAUUGUCACUAUGUUACCUGCCAGUAAGCAUGUACAGGAAGUGUACACGGGAAACAAUGGUAUUUUCAGCAAGGUUGCGAAGGGCACCAUAAUGUUAGACAGCAGUACGAUCGACCCUGCCGUCUCCCAGGACAUGGCUAAGGUAGCGGAGGGGAAGGGGGCAUUCUACCUGGACGCCCCUGUCUCAGGGGGAGUGAAUGCAGCCAAACAAGCCCUUCUGACCUUUAUGGUGGGUGGCCCAGAUUCCAAGUUCCCAGAGGCCCAGGAAAUCCUCCAGAACAUGGGCAAGAAUGUGGUCCACUGUGGGGCAGUGGGCACUGGACAGGCAGCUAAAAUUUGUAACAACAUGUUAUUGGGCAUAUCUAUGAUUGGGACAUCAGAAACCAUGAACCUAGGAAUCAAACUGGGACUUGAUCCUAAGAUGCUGGCAAAGAUUUUGAACAUGAGCUCUGGUCGCUGCUGGUCCAGUGAUACAUACAAUCCCUGCCCCGGGGUGUUCGAGAAUGUACCCUCCAGCAAUAACUAUGAUGGGGGAUUUGGUACUGCUCUGAUGACAAAGGAUUUGGGAUUGGCUAACAAUGCGGCCAAAGACACCAACUCAGCUGUGAGCUUGGGGCAGCGAGCAUUUGAGAUUUACACCAAGAUGACUGAGAAGGGCUACGGCGGUAAAGACUUCUCUGUCAUCUUUAAGAUCCUUGAGGAAAUGUCUGGCCCUGAGGUGGAGAAGAAAAAGAAGGAAUUCUUUGAUCAAUGAGUGUAACAUUCCCUGCAUAAUAUUCAUUUGAUAGGAGUAUGUCUCUGUUUUAGAUUAUAAGUCAUUGAUGGAAUUUAUUUCCUAAUCAGUCAUCGAUCUUUACAGUAAACUCUUAUAGAAUGUGUCAGCCUUUGUUUUGGAAAUUUUGGUGAGAUGAUAGGGCACUGCAAUGUUUCUUGUUUUUUUGUUUUUGCACAAUUGUUUUUCAUGCGGUGAAGCAAAACUAACAGGUCAUUCCUUUUAAUGAAUUAUUUUUUAAGGACGUUUGAGAGUCUUUUGUGAGAUUUUUAUUCAUCUAGACAUGUACAUUAGAUAGACUAUACUUUGGGUUAAAGUAACCAACUUUUCUAAAUCAUUCGCUUUAUAUAUGCCAUUGCUGUUAUAUUAAAUUGUGAUAGGUCAUGUAAUGAAUCAUUUUGAUACAUUUUUAUGCUUUGAUGGAUGUAUAUUUUGUAUCGAAAAAAGAUUGUGUGAUAUCUACACAUGCAUACACCAAGAUAAUACACAAACACUCAUAAAUGGCACAUGUUGAUCACUGUGGCACUGUAUAGAGUAUUAAGAAUUUGUGUAUUAAGGACAAUCUAUUUACUGCAUUAUAUGAAUUAAGAUCAGUACUGAAAUCCCAACAAAUACUCAUUAGAUGAUAAAUGCCAGAUCAAAAUGGUAGAUCAACUCAGUAAUGCAUAAUUAUAUUAAAAUCUUAGAAUCUUUUAUUUUCAUUCUGUUUACCCAAUAUUUGGACAAAUGAAGACAGCCAUGUUUUUUGUGUAAAUCUAUUUUAAAGAGACAGUUUCUAGCACAAAAUGUUAUUCUUAAUGCCCAGUUUCAGGUCUUUCAUUAAUAAACAUGUAUAAUUUAUAUGUACAUGUAUGUGUUUGGAUCAGUAAAUGGAUUUGUAAUAAAGUAUUUGGAUUUC